CGGCCGGGCCAGCUGCGCACGCGGCUGAAGGACGUUGAAGCUGAAGGCUGCGAUCCCGCAGGUGAGCGCAGCACCCUCCAUCCUUGCAGAAGCAGCCACCAUGCCAGUCUCUAAGUGCCUGAAAAAGUCGGAGUCCCUGUGGAAGGGGUGGGACUGGAAGGCCCAGAAGAACGGCCUGCGGCGCCAGGUGUAUGCUGUGAAUGGCGACUACUAUGUGGGCGAGUGGAAGGACAAUGUGAAACACGGGAAAGGAACACAGGUCUGGAAGAAGAACGGAGCCAUCUAUGAAGGGGACUGGAAGUUUGGGAAGCGCGACGGCUAUGGUACCCUCAGCCUUCCUGAUCAACAGACAGGAAAAUGCAGGAGAGUCUACUCAGGCUGGUGGAAAGGUGAUAAGAAAUCGGGUUAUGGGAUCCAGUUUUUCGGACCCAAGGAGUAUUAUGAGGGUGAAUGGUGUGGCAGCCAACGCAGUGGGUGGGGCCGCAUGUACUACAGCAACGGCGACAUCUACGAGGGACAGUGGGAGAACGACAAGCCCAACGGGGAGGGCAUGCUGCGUCUGAAGAACGGGAACCGCUACGAGGGCUGCUGGGAGAGAGGCAUGAAGAACGGGGUGGGGCGUUUCUUCCAUCUGGACCACGGCCAGCUGUUUGAAGGCUUCUGGGUGGACAAUAUGGCCAAGUGCGGGACGAUGAUCGACUUUGGCCGUGACGAGGCCCCUGAGCCCACUCAGUUCCCCAUUCCUGAGGUCAAAAUCCUAGACCCUGAUGGUGUGCUGGCAGAAGCCUUGGCCAUGUUCAAGAAGACAGAGGAAGGAGAUUGAUGCCAGAGAAAAAAAAACCGCUUCAGGAGAAAUUCGAGCCUGCGUCACCUGAUCGCUCAGACCAGUGCGGCUCUGUCUGGAGGAGUCAGCAGCGGCUCCCGGCAUGCCCCUGGCACCCUCAGAGGGCCCCUCACUCCCCCCAGCACUGGGUCGUUCCUUGCCAAUAGGAAGGCCGGUGCUUCUCUCCCAGGCUGGCCUCAAGACCCUCUUCAUUCUCUGAUCUCAUCCUGGAGUGCAUGAGAAUAAAGAAUAACCAGGUGGU
Piliocolobus tephrosceles (Ugandan red Colobus) is the source of this 1085-nucleotide messenger RNA. It is a transcript of the gene MORN3, whose product is annotated as MORN repeat containing 3. Lineage: Eukaryota; Metazoa; Chordata; Mammalia; Primates; Cercopithecidae. The transcript has 7 exons. The record is from RefSeq and is a predicted model, not a curated record. Bases 101 to 823 code for a protein of 240 amino acids.